Messenger RNA from Ilex paraguariensis (yerba mate), 1669 nucleotides. Lineage: Eukaryota; Viridiplantae; Streptophyta; Magnoliopsida; Aquifoliales; Aquifoliaceae. The record is from the annotation of a GenBank genome assembly.
CGACUCUUUACCACCCACCAACUGCCGCACUCAGACCGAGCAGAGCAGCGUAUGAGCAAUGCUAAGAACAACGGCCACUCUCUCUCACAUCACCCUUCACAACCCCAACACUCUCAAACCCUUCCGCUCUCUUUCACUACACAGACCCCUCUGCUUCUUACCCAAAAACCCCAGAAAGUUUAUCACCCUCAGGCCCUUUUCUGUCUCAUCCACUCUGCCCCAAACGUCUUCCUCUUCAAUCUCAACCCAUGUCGACCUCGACCCAUGUUAUCUCUCCUGUUCAAUGCCCAAUAAACGUCUCAAAGUUGCUGUUCUUCUCAGUGGGGGCGUCGAUAGCAGCGUCGCUCUCCGCUUACUCCACGCCGCCGGACAUUCCUGCACCGCUUUCUACCUUAAAAUCUGGUUCCAAGAAGACUUUGAAAACUUUUGGUCUGAAUGUCCGUGGGAAGAAGAUUUGAAGUACGCAAAGGCUGUUUGUGAGCAGGUGGAUGUACCACUGGAAAUUGUGCAUUUGACAGAUGAAUAUUGGAAUAAUGUGGUCUCGUACAUAAUAAAAGAGUACCGAUGUGGUUGUACCCCUAAUCCAGAUGUUCUUUGCAAUACGAGAAUAAAAUUUGGUGCUUUCAUGGAUGCCAUCUCGAAUUUGGAAUUUGACUUUGUUGCUUCUGGACAUUAUGCAAAAGUUGUUCACACAUUUAGUGAUCAAACAGAUGGGCCUUCUGUUUUGGAACUAUCAAGAGAUAUGGUCAAGGAUCAAACCUAUUUCCUUUCACACCUCUCACAGGCUCAGCUUAGACGACUUAUUUUCCCUCUUGGAUGUAUCCCAAAGGACGAUGUCCGCAAACUUGCCAAAAAAUUUGAUUUACCAAACCAGGAUAGAAAGGAUUCACAAGGAAUAUGCUUUCUUGGGAAGAUAAAGUUCAGUGAAUUCAUUGCAAAACACAUUGGGGAGACAGAAGGUGUAAUAUUGCAGGCUGAGACAGGAGAUUUUCUUGGGAAACACCGGGGUUUUUGGUUCUACACAAUUGGCCAACGCCAAGGUUUACGGCUCCCUGGAGGGCCCUGGUAUGUCGUCGAGAAAGAUGUUAAAAAUAAUGUAGUCUUUGUAUCAAGGGACUAUUUCUCAGUUGACAAAAGAAGGCGGUUAUUCAGUGUCGGAUCCUUGAAAUGGCUUAGCAGGUCGCCUCCUAGCCAGAUCAAUCGGCUUGUGUGCAAGGUCCGACAUGGCCCUGGUUUUUACAAUUGCACCUUGACAACAAAAGUUGAUGAAAAUGGCCAUGAAGUUGCGGAAGUCCAGCUCUCUGAAGAUGAUCAGGGUCUGGCAGCUGGGCAAUUUGCGGCCUUCUAUGAUGGAAUAACGUGCAUUGGCUCUGGCGUGAUCUUGGAGUCCUGGGAUGAUCGGGGAUUUCCAAUCUGUGAACGGGCUCUUGAAAUUGCAAGAAUGGAAGAUAAAUCAAAGCUUGGCACACCAGUGAAGAUAAAGGUAAAACCAGAGACUUCUCUAAAGGAAUCUCAGCAUAAAGCUGGCAUUGAGCUUGGCAUAAAAUCGGUUGAUUCUCAAGUUACCGUCAAUGAUGAAAGAAAAGCAGCGUCUCUACAUGAAGCAACCUCCAGUUUUCCGAUAAACUGGCUGCAAAAGAUCCGAGAAAAGUUGUUGCAUGUAUUCUAG